Caenorhabditis sp. 36 PRJEB53466 is the source of this 1137-nucleotide messenger RNA. NCBI's taxonomy places the organism in Eukaryota, Metazoa, Nematoda, Chromadorea, Rhabditida, Rhabditidae. The record is from the annotation of a GenBank genome assembly.
AUGAGCCGUUUCACCAACGUCGUCGGCGGAGCGUUCAAAUUCUCUGAUGGACACGAGAUGCCGAAGGUUGGCCUCGGAAUCUCGCGCAUUGCUACGCAAGAGGACCUCGACGUCUCUGUCGAAGCCGCUCUCAAGUCCGGCUAUCGUCUCUUCGACACUGCGAAUCUUUACAUGAACGAGCAUUACCUGGGAAACUCUCUCAAGGUAUUCUAGUUCUUAUUAUAUUCCUUCAUCCGAAUUCUCCGUGUUCAGAAAUACCUCCCGGUCUUCGGAUUGACGAGAGAGGACGUCUUCAUCACCACAAAGGUCCGUACUCUCAACGAGAACACUGUCGAGGAGACUGAGAAACAGAUUGCCAACUCGCUCGCUUUGCUGCAAUCCGAGUAAGUGCUCUUUAUCUUUUCCUCUAUCCAUUCAGUCCAUUUUCAGCUACAUCGACCUGCUUCUUGUGCACUAUCCACGUGACCGUGACACUGGACACGACGACGAUUACGAGGUCAACAAGAGCAGAAGGAAGACGGUCUGGCAAACACUCGAGAAGGCCAAGGGUGCGUUGAUUUGAUCUGAUAAGGAGCCGUGACAAAAAAGAAAAAACUCAAUGCGAUCAAAAAGUGACGGAAUUUAAAUUUCAGAACAAGGCAAAGUCCGUUCGAUCGGAGUGUCCAACUACGAAGUGUAUCAUCUCGUCGAAAUGUUCGAGUACGCCAAGAUCCGUCCGGUGCUCAAUCAGUACGAAUACCAGCCGUACCUGACCCGUCCGACGCUCAAAAAGUUCAACGAACUCCACAAUAUCGUCGUCCAAUCGUACUCCUCGCUGUGCUGGGGCGACAAGGAGAUCCUGGCGGAGCCCGUGGUCCUGCAGCUCGCCCAAAAGUACAAGACGACCGCGCAGGCGGUUCUGUACGCCUUCGCCUACCGCAGCGACACGUCGAUGAUUCCAAAGUCGGCGACGCCGUCUCGUAUUCAUGACAACCUUCACACCGUGAGAACUUUGCCCGUGUCCGGGGUGUGUGACUCAUUCCGUCUAAAUUUCAGACGAUCCAAAUCCAGCUGACCGACGAGGAACUGGCCUCGCUCCGUGCUCUCGAUAAGGGAAAAUCGUUCCCGCCAAUCGGACAGACCUGGAGAUGUUUGUAG